Porites evermanni is the source of this 11473-nucleotide messenger RNA. The record is from the annotation of a GenBank genome assembly. Lineage: Eukaryota; Metazoa; Cnidaria; Anthozoa; Scleractinia; Poritidae.
UCCAACUCCAACAUGGCGGACUCACUGGUGGGGAUGUGAGAUUUCAACGUCUUUUCACCGGCACUUACAUGGAAAAACUCGUAAAAUUGUGAAUGAGGUUAUUAUUCAGACUCAUGAGCAUUCAAAAACAAAGAUUUCUGAAAUUUAUGGCUGCCACCUCUAGUACUAAAGCGUCUCCUAGAGUCUACCUUCAAGUUCUUGGAGCCCAAACUGAGGACACUUCUCCUUCGCUUUUCAUCUUCGCAGAUUCACAGAGGUACAACAGUUUAUCUGUUAUUAAAAAACUGCAACUACCACAAUAGUCUUAAACUUUGUAGAAAUUUGAAGAAUAUAAAAUAAUCUUAAAUCAGGUAAUGUUAUUUAUAUUGGUCUCACUGACACUCUGCGAGCCUGUGUACAGACUCCCCCUCCCCUCAGUAAAACAAUCGGUUAAGGGAGGGGAGGGGGCGUCUGUACACAGGCUUACCCUUUGCAGGAUUAUACCUGCCAACUCUCACACAUUAUGCGUGAGUCUCACGCUCACAGACUAAAGACAUCGGUCUCACCCAUCAAGGACAAUUUCUCACACCUGACUCACAAAUCUGAACAAAUUGCUUUUUAACACAUGAUUGAUAAGAAAAAUUCAAUUCAACUUCCCCGCAAAUGUUCCAAUAAGGCAUUGAAUGAUGACUUGGUGUCCCAACGAAAUCAAAACACACUUAAAUUGUUGUCUUUUAUAUGGCUUCGAAGUGGUCAAAGUUCGUCAGAACAUCUUUGGGCAUUUUUGGCAACAUUCGGAAGCUUUCAGAAAGUCAUCAGAAAUCUUCGGAAGUUGCUGGGACAUUUUCGGAAAUCCAGUCCAUGACAAGGCAAAAAUUUCACGCAUUUUGUGUGACUGUUUGAAAUUUGGCAGGUAUACAGGAUCUACUAGUAAGAACAAAAAACAGUAAUCGAACGUUGUUUUAUCCAAAACCAUCAUUGUCAACAUUCAAUUUCUCACAAAAAAAUCUUUGUUAUCAUCAGAUACCUUUUUAACUGUGGAGAGGGGACACAGAGGAUAUUUAAUGAACAGAAGUUAAAACUUUCAAAACUAAACAACAUCUUCUUAACACGGAUAUGCUGGGAGUAUGUUGGAGGAUUGCCUGGUAUGGCAAUGACUUUAAGGGACAAUGGAAAAUCAGAAAUCAAGCUACUUGGACCUAGCAACCUAUCUGAUUUCAUCCAUGCCACAAGAUUCUUUUUGUAUCAUGAAAGCUUGAAGUUUGAUUGUGUGGGAUUUACUGGAAGUGAUGGGGAGGAAUACAAAGAUGAAAAUUUGACAAUAUGGCCUGUUAUCAUAAAUGGUAGGUAUGAUCAACCUGUCCCUUAAGAUACAGUAUUAAAUUGAAGGAUUCAAGUUCAANGGGGACACAGAGGAUAUUUAAUGAACAGAAGUUAAAACUUUCAAAACUAAACAACAUCUUCUUAACACGGAUAUGCUGGGAGUAUGUUGGAGGAUUGCCUGGUAUGGCAAUGACUUUAAGGGACAAUGGAAAAUCAGAAAUCAAGCUACUUGGACCUAGCAACCUAUCUGAUUUCAUCCAUGCCACAAGAUUCUUUUUGUAUCAUGAAAGCUUGAAGUUUGAUUGUGUGGGAUUUACUGGAAGUGAUGGGGAGGAAUACAAAGAUGAAAAUUUGACAAUAUGGCCUGUUAUCAUAAAUGGUAGGUAUGAUCAACCUGUCCCUUAAGAUACAGUAUUAAAUUGAAGGAUUCAAGUUCAAACUAAUCCAUUUUGACAUCCAUUUUAAGAUUAAGCAGCUUUUAAAUGAUAAGAAUCAGAAUAAGAAAGUUCUUUAUACAGAUGGCUUAUGUCACUCCAGGUGGUUUUAAAUGGGACACUGUACAUGAAAAAAUGAAAUUGCUAAAAUGCAGAAAAUACCAAAAACCUAACAUUAAAAUAUCAAUUGAAAUUGAACAAAGAAAAAUGUCACAACCAAGAAGACUGAAAUCGAAAAACCUUCUAAGCUACUACUGAGAUUUAAAUCUGUUCUUAUAAGUAAUAAUAUUCUAAAAGCAUUAUAGGAUGGGUUUCUUAUCUCCACAGGGAGGGCAUUCCAAUCUGGUAAGGCAUUGGUAAGGCACUUAGAUAAGGGGGGUGGCUGGGGAUCCUUGGGUGUGGUAUGCAACCUGUUAUUGGGGAGCACCCCAUCACCUCAAGCGCUAAGGUCAUAAAUGUCACCUAACUGAUAUAACAAAAUCAAUAUUUUUAUUUGCUAAUUUACAUCAGUCCAGCCUAGUCCCUAGGUGUUCUUGGCUCACUUAAACCUGGACUCUACCAUGAGCUUUGACAUCACCAGGGGAGACUCACCAGCUCCUUUCCAUACUUUGCACUAGAGGGCAGCAGAGAACAGCUAGGGAUGAGGCUGGCAUCAGUCUAGUAUUAUUAGAUAUUCACAAGAUUACUGCUGUAUUUCUGCUAUUAUCUCAUGCAUUAAGAGCUCAUGGGCAAAGUACCUUCUAGGAUAAGGGAUAAUCAAUACUUUUUGCAUAUUUUCCACCUAGCUCUUUCUUGAACUCUUAACAUGGCUAAGUCUCACUAAACCAGGUAUGGUCUUGUGUGAAAACUCUCACAUUAAUAUUGUUUACUAGAUUCACAUCAACUCUCAAGUAGCCAUGAUCAUGAGGCUGAGCAAAGCUCCAAAUCAUUGCAUGACUCAUCCUCUUCCUCACAUGGGGAAGACAACCUGCCAUCACCAAAGAAGUUGAAGUCUGAUUUUAAGGUGUCCACUGCUAUUUCAUACAUCUGUCAACUUGCCCCACUACCAGGGAAGUUUUUUCCUAAGAAAGCUAUUGAGCUUGGUGUGCCAAAAGGUCCAUUGUUUGGAGAGUUACAAUCGGGAAAAACUGUCAUGUUACAAGAUGGACGUCAGGUGGGUUUAGUAAAUUGCUAGUAAGCAGGACCAUGUAAGUCUGCUAACUGCCUUGAGAAUGAGUGUUGUAAAAAUUAAAGAAAGGAAGCCACCAUACUUGAAAACUGUUGUCCUGUACUUAAAUUCACAUUUUUAAACAACUCUUAGAAAAGUUGUCGGGAACCACGCUCUCUGAACCUAUGAAAUCAAGGGUGCCAAAUACCUAUGAUUUGUUCAAAACUAAGUUUCCCUUCUCGCCACAAGGCAAAAGAACUUCACCAUGCGCCACCUGUCUCCAUUGGAAAACAGCCAUGUUUAAGGAUACUAAAUUUUACUUGUUCAUAAACUUAAACUUCUCAAAGCAUGUCGGUAUCUGAUUCAAAGAAAGUUCAGUGUUAUGUUAUGAUUGAACAUAUAUUUUGCUUGGUACAAUACUUUCCAGAUCCAACCAGAGGAAGUGAUGGAAGCAAACCAACCAGGACCAUUGUUUAUGAUUAUUGAAUGUCCCACAGUAGAUUACAUUCCAUCUCUGGUGACCAACAAACAGCUAAACCAGCACUGGGAGGAAAACUCACAUGUUAUGCCUGUUGUGAUUGUGCACUUGACACCAAUGAUAGUUUUUGAGAAUGAAGAGUACAAGCAGUGGAGAGAGAGGCAAGUUAACCCUUUUGGUCCCAAGAGUGACCAACAUCAAUUUUCUCCUAACAACACCAGCAGAUCAUCAAGAGAAAAGGUUAUGAGAAUUACUAAAUUGAUUAUCAAAGGGAGAAUGCUUUGAUCUUAAACCAGAUUCUCUCAACUAUUCUUAAAAGAAAUGUAUGCAGAUCAGUGUGGAGAAUUUGUAUGUGGAUCUUGGGGCUUGUUAAAAGGGUUUACUUUUUUAAUAAGAUGUUUUUAGUCAACAAGCUGGCACUCAUCCCUCACCUCAGAAAGUGUGGUGUGGAUUAGAUUCUCAGGCUGAAUGUUCAUUUUAUUAUUUGAGUUGAGUUUUUCGUUGGCUGUUGGUCAUACACUGAGUUUUGUAUCUAGGUUCUUUUGUACCCCUCCCCCCCUUCCCCCUCAACAAACCAGGGUUCCUAUUUCCAAGUCAAUCAGGGACUUGAGUACCACAGAACAGUAAAUGUUUAUUGGUCAAAAGAUCUCUAUUCUUUCUUUUUGCAAAUUUUUAUUCUGUGCUUAUUGUAUGUAUUUAUUUACUCUUGGGAGUUGAUAGGGGGGUUGUUGUCUCAGUGGACCUUUGUUGUUUCACAUAGGAAAACGUUUUGAAGGUCAUAUGCUUCAAGUUUUGGCCUCCAGUUUGAGAUUAAAUUGAUCAUUUAAGUUUGCAUAAUUACGUUUCACCCUCUUGCCAAAAUUUAAACCCCUUACAGCACUACUAGUGUGAUAAGAAGUGGCUACCCUGUGAUUUUGAUUCAUCUGCUUGUGUAUAUAUAAACCAGCUAAGAAGAUCUCUAUUUGUUUUCCAGGUUUGGAGAUACGGUGUCACAUUUGUUGAUUAACAAAGACGUGUGUGCAACACCCUUGAUCUUUCAGUCUCAAGCAACAGUUCAGUGCAAGCUACAUUGCAUUGAUCCAGAGAUUUUUCCUUUACUGAAAACCAAUAAUAUCCCUGUGAGUAGUCAUGGAUUUAUUAAGUCUUAAUGAUAUAAGUUAUAUGGUUGCUCCUUUAAAAUUUGCCUUAGAAAAGAGAUGCUCUGAAGUCUUUUUUUAAUAGUUUUUUUUAAUGUCAUCAGCACUAUAUUAUAGUGCUGACAGUGAAAACAGUAAAGCUGUCCCGACAAGAACCAAUUGAAAACUAAGUUAAUAAUGAUAUUAAUAAUUAAAAAAUUAAAAACAUUAAUUCGUUGUUUUGGUACACCAAUUUAGCCUCUGUGGUGUCAUGUGAAAAUGAUCUAUUACAAAGUAUGUUUCUUUCUCGUUCAUGGUAUUGUAAAUGCAAAAGUCUAAGCCCCCAAUCCAAUACUCAUGCACUCAAUGGGUGUGGAAAUUUGACAGCUUGGUUUCUAAAAAGUGUAUAAUCACUUAGUACUCCUCUGUAUUUUCUUAUGCUGAUUAAUUUAAUAUGCUUCAGAAAUAAUCAUUGAACUAUGCUUUUGUCAUGAUUAUUACAAAGUGUCCCUGUCAAAAAAAAGAGUUUAUGAGUGGAGUAAUCUUGAUUUCAAAACAGACUUCUGACUUCGUGAUAACACUCUUUUCUAACAAACUCUUUAAAAAAAGUUUUUACGUAAAAUAUGAUUGUUACUGUUUUCCACAGGAUGUCACAGCUUUACCAAAGAAUUGUGUUUCUGGGGAAACUUUCUUGCAGUUUCAUCUACGACCACUAAAACAGCAAGGGUUUGAUAAAACAAACAUACCACGAAAAUUGAACAUUGACUCUACUUUACAAGAAACUCAAACUCUCUUGGCUGGCAGUUUAAACACAAUAACUCUUCCAAGCUUUCAACUAAGACAUUAUGACAGAACAGAACUAGCCACCUCACUUGGUUUAGUGAGGUCUAUUUCGACAAGCAGUUCAUCUGGAUCACAAGACUUAAUUACUGAUCUAGGAACAACAAAAACAAUUAAAAACUGUGUACGAGAUACCUUAGAGGCAGUUGGAACAAAAGUGAAGUCUUUGGCAGGGUCAGUGGAAAGGAAAGCGCAACAGUUCUUUUCCAAUCAUGAAAACUAUGAAGUUGUUUUCCUUGGAACUGGUGCCUCUAUUCCUUCUAAGUACAGAAAUGUUAGUGUGAAGUCUUUGGCAGGGUCAGUGGAAAGGAAAGCGCAACAGUUCUUUUCCAAUCAUGAAAACUAUGAAGUUGUUUUCCUUGGAACUGGUGCCUCUAUUCCUUCUAAGUACAGAAAUGUUAGCUCAACACUGAUCAACAUGAGGUAGGAAUAUAUUGAAAAAAGGGCAAAUUUUUAUGGUAAAGGGUAUAGGGUUUUUAAACAGUUUAGUCUGGGAUAGGAUCUAGAAAUCAGAGAGUUUGGGUCUUGAAGAAGGUAUCAUUUUCCAGAAAACUGAUCAUUAUUGGUUGAAAAUUUUAGUCUAGACUAGAGAAACUAGGAAUUAUUGACAAUAGACAAGCAAUUGUAACUUGCAAGUUUAAAACCAAGAAAGCAUUGACCUCAGUAGUUUCUGGAAAAUAGUGAACCUCUAGGAUAGGGAAUGAAUUUUAUAUAUAAGGACAGGCAAAAUUCAGCUGAAUUGUAACUCUGGUAGAGGCUAAUUAGGUUUCAAAGGUCGUUACAGCACAUCCCCACCCAAAAUUCUUCAAUUCCUUAAGAGGUCCCUGUUGGAAAUUUUAACAUCAAUCCUUCCCAAUUUUGUAACAGUUGGAAUUUUGUUUGGUUUUAUGUACAUGUUCUCAGAAAUCAAGGUUCAAUUCUAUUAGACUGUGGUGAAGGAACAUAUGGACAGCUAUAUCGGCAUUAUGGAAAAUGUGUGGAUCGGGUUCUUUCACAGGUCAAGUGUGUGUUCAUAUCACAUAUUCAUGCAGAUCAUCACUUGGUAUGAGAGAAUAAUUCUUGAUUAUUUAUAAUGGUAAUUGAACUGAGUGGAGUGCAGUUUGGUCUGAAAUCAUAUGUAUGAUUUUAAAAUUGUGCGAGUUCGAUUUGAAAUCACAAGUAUGAUUCCAGACCAAAACUGCACGACACAAAGUUCAGUUACCACUUUAUUACAGCCAUUUUGAAUUCUCAGGAUUCAGUCAGUACCAGUAUUUAUUUUGCCAAGUAGCCGGUUGCAGCAAAGUGGGUAAUGCAGAGUGGGCAAGACAUUCCAUCAUGCUUACCUGCUGGGCAGCCAAAAUAAUAAAUAAAACAAACAUGGAUGUAUUCAUAGAAUUCAGAAUUUGUUUCAUCUUUUCUGCUCGUGGAGUCAGCCUUACAAGAAAUAACUGUUUCUGGCAGACUAUUCAGAGUUAUGUGAUAAGUUGAUCUGAUGCAAAAUUUACUAAAUCAUUAAUGUCAGCCACGUCACCAACAGCCCUAAAUUCAGGGCAAUACUCACUAGGACAAUCAUGUUCAACCUGCUUAUAAUUAAUAUGUAUUACUAAAUAAUGUCUGCUUGAAAUAUUGCUUAUCUUCCUGUUAUGGUAACUUGUAUUUUUUUUUUAUAAUUUAGGGAUUGAUACGGAUCCUACAGAAAAGAGACACUUUGGUGAGUAUAUUCCUGUGAUAUAGAGUCAUCUAAUGAGCCUGAAGAGUUAAAAGGUUAUUUAUUUCCAGGCCUCAGAAAGAGUUGAAGGAGUGCAUAUUUACAGCUGUGUUAUUGUAAUGCAGUUUUAAUCAGCAGGAAAAUAUCCCUAACCCCCCCACCCCCCCCUCCCAGAUGGUUCAUUGGCUUACAUAUUCCCCUACGCUUCUAGAAAUUUUUUUAUAUCUGUAAAUUUUAUAUUGCUCAAGUAAUAUUACCUUAUUGGCGCUUAAUUUGGUGGAUCUUUAAUCUCGUGUUUUUCACUAUUGUAAACAAAUCGCGUAAUUUAAUGCCCUUCUUUCAUAUUUUCCUAUUUACAAUGUAUAUUGGUAAAAGAUCCAUAAGAUCCAUUGUUUUGAAAACACUUACAUUGCUUCAAUCAAUCUUUACCAGGGGAAAGAGGUUAGUUGUGAUCCUCUGCUGGUGAUUGGUCCUGAUAAGAUAGAACAAUGGUUGACAGAGUAUAACACAAUGUGUGAAGACAUCAAUUACAGGUAUCAUGACAGCCUUUUAAUCCUUUCAUUGCAAAGAGCAGUGAAAAUAAAAUUAAUGUAUUAAAUGGCCCCUUUAAGUAAAAGUGCAUCGCCCCUCUUAACUCAGACAAUAAUAGUGCCCUGUGAUUAAUUCGAUUAUUAAUUUAUAAUAGUUUAAGAUAUUAAUACUUUUUGUCCACAGACUUAAAGGUGAAAACAAUCGGUGAUUACAUUGUUGAGACACUUAAAUGGGUACUUCACAGAACAAAACAGUCUGCACUUCUCAUCCUCUCUCCUCCUUGGGUUAUGUGUUGUUUCUUACAGGUAGCUCGUACGGUGGCACAAAAUUGCUUGGAUGGGGUGGGGGAGGGAUCAAUUUCCACUUUAAUUUGAAGUUGGCAAAAUGUUAAAAAGGGCCUUUAAGGUAGUGUCUCUACUAAUUUUGUCGGUGAUUGUAGAUCUGUGUUAGGUCCUGUUUACAUGAAGGUGAGGGACCCCAGCUAGGUUAGGUAACCAGCUUGUCCAUAUAAUCUCUCAUUUCAAUUUGAUCACGUUUACAUUGUAGGUGGGGUGACCCGCCACAUAUUGCCUCACCUAUCUGGGGUCCCCCACCUCCGUGUAAACAGGCCCUUCAAGAUUUCUCCAGACAUAUAUAAUUGACUCUAGGAUUAAAGUGUUCGUCAAUCAAAGUAAGAUCACAGACAAGUUUAAUUAUUUAAUACAACUCUGGGAGAGAAAGACAGUUCUUUGUAAUAACUGAGCCCUAAAUUAAGCCUUGCUGGACUCUUUUUGUCAUGAAUAAUUUUGAAUUAUUAUUAAUUUGUUAACAGGUUUGUGGACAGUAGUGAUUUGGUUGUACACAGAGAUGGAGAUCACUUGAAUGUCCUUGGUCAUCUUCAAGCAGAAGAGGUAAGUUUUAAAAAUAGCAGCAGUUGAACUGCUGUAGCGAUAACCUCAUGAUUCUCCUUCAGGUGCCGUAAUGGCUUCCUGUAAACAGUGUAUAAUAUGGAUAUAUAAGAGUCAAGAUCUUUAGCUAGCUAGACUGGUCAAAUAGCAGAAUUUCCAAGUAUGAGCCCACUGAAGCAAAGAAAAAGAUUGGAACAAAUAAAUAGUAAUUUUUGAUCAUGAUCUUAUUAGGUUUUGACAGUUCCUGUAGAUCACUGUCCUGAAUCCUAUGGGCUGGUACUAAAGCACCAACAUGGGUGGAAGGUUGUAUACUCUGGUGACACUAGACCCUCCCCAGCUUUGAUUGAGGCUGGUAAGUCAUUCUCUCUAGUUCAAGUUUAAUUAGUAUACCUUAAAAUUCUGAAAAUUAGCCGCGGGGCUUAUAUUUUUCAUUAAAGGCCCUUUUUGAGGGGCUUAUGUUUGAGGGAAAUUUGCAUUUCAAAAUCGAUUGGGCCAGCCUUAUAGUUGGACGGAUGUUUACCAUUUUUGCUGUGUUUUACUUUGAACAAGCCCCCAGGAGGCUUAUAUUUGGAGGGGCGAUUUAACUGAGGGUUUUUUGCGUUAAGAGUUUGGGGGGCUUAUAUUUGGAGUGCCUUAUUUUUGGAAUUUUAUGGUGUACAAUAGUCAGUCAUGUAACAAGACCAGUUCUUUGUUGGUCUGCAAUAGGUGCAGAUUCUGAAGUAGCACUUCAGUCUGAAACCAUACUUAUUGGAAAUGCAUGGUCUUUCAGCUCAGUUAUUUCAAGUUAGUCUACCACAGCCAAAUUAGCUCAGUUGGUAGAGCACCUGCCUGCAGAUUGGGGGGUUGCCGGGUUGCACCCCAGGUCCAGACUGUCUUUGCCCUGCAAAUGGGUUAACCUUCCAGUGGCUUGAAUAAAUACAUAAAAUGGUGGUCCCAGUAAGAGAUGUAAAAAUGGUGUUCAGCUUCUCAAUUUGUAUUUUGGACUUGAAUUCAGGAGAAUGAACUUGGUUUCUUUGCUGCAGGUCUCAGCCUGAUGCACUUGCGAUCAUUAAUUGGACCAUUAAGCAACUCUUCUCCACUAGUAAUCUAAGUAGAAAGGCCUAUCCACUGUAGAGGGAUCCUUUGUAGACUAGGGUGUGUAUAGCUUAAAUUCCACUAUUUGCUCUAGCCACACACUCCCGAGAGAAGACCAAGGUAUAGAGGAGGAGAUGGGGACCUGCUUUAUGAUCUUGAAAUGUGUUUUCCUCAUGGCAUGUUAGUUCUGUUCUGUCGUGUUCAUAAAACAAAGUUUAGUUCUGUUUAUGCUGGUGCAUUUAAUAAUAAUAAAUUAUUGUUUCAAAAACAGGUAAUGGGGCAGAUCUUCUCAUUCAUGAAGCUACUUUGGAAGAUGAACUCAAAGCUGAAGCUCUGGCCAAAAAGCACAGGUUUUGUUAAAAGAAUAAAAAUUAUCUUAUAUCUACUGUCUUUAUAAUUGCUUGUUUUCCAAGCUAACUUGUGAUGAAGAGUGAUUCUACAUGCAAUUUGUUAAGUGUUUCCGGGGACAAAGCAAUAUUUGUGGACUUACACUGUUUACCGUAAAUAUUUAUGUUGGCCCUUGAGAGACAACAAAAAAGGCAUGGUGCAUAUGGUAUCUCUAAAACUGUGAGGUGUUGUACAUUCUCAUCAUGGCCCAACUCUCAUACAGAGCAAGUGACCCUUGGGGGGAUGGUGCUGCCAUAUGUUGGUAUGUGCCACUCUGAAGGGUACGGUUUUCAAGAAGUUUAGUCUGGGAUAAGGUAUAGAAAUCAUAAAGUUUGGGUCAAGAAUAGGCUACAAUUGUCCAGGAAACUGAUCAAUUGGUUAAGGGUGUCAGUUUAGACUAGACAAACUGGGAAUUGACACUUGCGAAAAUGGAAUCUCAAUUUCAAAUUUGCCUACAACUUAGUUUGAUAGCAAAGAAAAUGCAUCAACAGAUUAGAUGGAAAAUAGCAACUCUAGGACAGGGAGGAAUUUUAGGAGUUGAGGCUAGUAUAAGUUGGCAAAAUUCAGCGGAAUUAGGUCUGGUAUAGGCUAAGGGUUCCAGGAUCCCAGUGGAACAUCCCCCCCAUCCCAUUACCAAUCCCCAGGUUUGACAUUGUGUCGGUGGCAGCUCAUGUUAGAUUGUACUGUUUUAAAAAGUUGACAGCAUUACAGAUGAAGUUUUAUCCCCAGGGAAAAAGAUGUAGCUUAUCAUGAGCAUUCCCUUUUCAUUUCAGUACAACAACUGAGGCAAUUGAAAGUGGAAUGAAGAUGGAAGCAAAGUUUAUUAUGUUAAAUCACUUCAGCCAGCGCUAUCCCAAGAUUCCCAUCUUCAGUGAGCAGUUUACAAAGUACACUGGGAUCGCAUUUGACCACAUGAAGGUAAAUAAAUUGCCCAUAAUACUUCUACAUACAUGUAUGUAUGGCCACAUGUUCAGGUCUCACCUGAAAUUUUGCUGUUGGCAUACAUGGGCCAAUUUAGGGGUGGGCCGAGUGGGCCACGGCCACCCCUUGUCCUUUGAAAUUUUGCACUAUUUUUUAUAAAAUUCCGUCUCAGAAAAAUAAACAGUAUCUGGAAUACAGCUAUUAAGUGUCCAGGCCACACCUUUCUGGAUCUGCCACUAGCAUAUUUUGAUUGUCUUGGUCUUAAAUUACAUUAUUUGCAUCUACAUUCUAUGUUUACCUUUCUUAUUACUUUUUUCAUAAAUUAUGUGAGAGUUCUGACCCUUCUGUUUCCAAUAUUAAUGUUGUGCAACAGACAAGAAAAUACUGACACAAAAAUAACUUGUUAUUGCAAUGUUGCAGAUUAACUCAAGUAAUUUGUCGAGGAUUCCUCAACUUUUGGGGCCACUUCAAACUGUGUUUGCAGAGGAAAUUGAUGAAAUGAACAAAAGCAAGUGAUAAGAGACUCCGAGGCAAAAAAAUAAGAAUGUCAUUCUUGUUUUUAUUAGUAUUUACAAUAUGUAUAAACUGUUUCCUCUUCAGAAAAGUACAAAGCUAUUUGGAGAUGAAAAAUGCAUGUUUUCUCUUUAAUAAAAAAGUUAUUCUUAUAACU